This is a messenger RNA of Capra hircus (goat), 1654 nucleotides long. RefSeq names its product 3-hydroxyanthranilate 3,4-dioxygenase (gene HAAO). The record is from RefSeq and is a predicted model, not a curated record. Gene Ontology annotation, biological process: 'de novo' NAD+ biosynthetic process from L-tryptophan; quinolinate metabolic process. NCBI's taxonomy places the organism in Eukaryota, Metazoa, Chordata, Mammalia, Artiodactyla, Bovidae. The coding region runs from base 317 to 1273 and encodes 318 amino acids. The transcript is spliced from 11 exons. Gene Ontology annotation, molecular function: 3-hydroxyanthranilate 3,4-dioxygenase activity; iron ion binding. Gene Ontology annotation, cellular component: cytoplasm.
GGAGCGCUGUGACUGAGGACGCUGAGAAAACCCGCCCACCCUACGUAGCAGGGAGGGGCCAAGAUGGGGUGCGGGACGGGAGUCGGAGGAGUUUCGAAUUUCUUCUAAACUCUCCAGUCUAGAUUCUGGUGUCAGCUCUGUUCCUUUCCUCUUGGCCACCACCACGUCCCCUCCCGGCCCUCUUCCAACGCGCGCAGUCUUCCCAAGAAUUCUGGGUCUGGAAGAAAGAGAAGAAAGCAGGUGUCCAAUUGGCCUUCCCCGCCUCCGCACCCACACAGGCAAGCAUCGGGUCUCCGCCGGCUCGCGAGGAUCCAGGAUGCUUAUUAACCAGGCGGCCAAUAGGUGGCCGGGCAGAGGCGCGCCCCUUCGACAGAGCGGAGGACACGCUCAGGAGUGCGGCUCCCGGGAGACCAUGGAGAGCCCAGUGAGAGUGAAGGCGUGGGUGGAGGAGAACCGGGGCUCCUUCCUGCCCCCGGUCUGCAACAAGCUCCUGCACCAGAAGCAGCUCAAAAUCAUGUUCGUGGGGGGUCCCAACACCAGGAAGGACUACCACAUCGAGGAGGGUGAGGAGGUAUUUUACCAGCUGGAGGGGGACAUGCUUCUCCGAGUCCUGGAGCGAGGGAAACACCGGGAUGUGGUCAUUCGGCAGGGAGAGAUCUUCCUCCUGCCUGCUGGGGUCCCCCACUCGCCGCAGAGGUUUGCCAACACAGUGGGGCUGGUGAUUGAGCGGAGGCGGCUGAAAACAGAACUAGAUGGGCUCAGGUACUACGUAGGGGACACCACAGACGUCCUGUUUGAGAAGUGGUUCUACUGCGAGGACCUCGGCACGCAGUUGGCUCCCAUCAUCCAGGAGUUCUUCAGCUCUGAGCAGUACAGAACAGGAAAGCCCAACCCUGACCAGCUGCUCAAGGAACCACCAUUCCCCCUGAGCACACGAUCCGUCAUGGAGCCCAUGUGCCUGGAGGCCUGGCUGGAUGGCCACCGCAAGGAGCUGCAGGCAGGCACACCCCUCAGCUUGUUUGGGGACACCUAUGAGAGCCAGGUGAUGAUCCACGGACAAGGCAGCAGCAAAGGCCUGAGACGGGACGUGGACGUGUGGCUGUGGCAGCUGGAGGGCUCCUCAGUGGUGACGAUGGAGGGACAGCGCCUGAGCCUGACCCCUGAUGACAGCCUCCUGGUGCCAGCUGGGACUCUGUAUGGCUGGGAGCGAGGGCAAGGCUCCGUGGCCCUGUCUGUGACCCAGGAUCCCGCCUGCAAGAAGUCCCUGGGAUAACUGAUCCUCCCACUGUGGGCCCAGGGCACCACCCUGGCCAAGUAACUCUUCUAGCCCCACUGUUUCUACGUACACUGCUGCUCAGAGACUCAGCAUCCCCUGGACUGGGCCCUGGAGACGAUCAUCAUCCCUUCUCCUCCUGUCCUCUUGGCUAGGCUGCCAGGUUCCUGGGGGCCGCAGCUCCCCUUCUCCCCUAACAGCCCUCAGCCCACUGCCCUGCGUGGUUCUGCCGGGUGGACUGCUGCUGGGGGCCGGCCCCUCACCGCCCUCCAUCCACAGGCUCAGCGCACCUCUUGCCUGCCGCCAAGAAGCUCUCAAUAAAGGCUUGCUGGCCGACAGGUGCCUGCGAGUCUGCACACACACGGCCUGUGGUCUCUGUCA